CAACACAACCAUAACAAAACUUACAAAGCCUCAUCUUACAACCUCGAUCCCCUCCCAGUAAGAUGACUGAGUAUUGGGUUUCAAAACAAUCUUAUUACUGCAAGUACUGCGAUAUUUUCAUUCGAGACGACAAACCUUCGAGAGCUCAACACGAAAAUGGAUUACGGCAUAAAGGAAAUCUAGAAAGAUAUAUCCGAGACAUCUAUAAGAAAGAAGACCGAGCGAAGAAAGAACGAACCGAUGAAGCUAGCCAAGUUUCCAAGAUAGAAAAAGCCGCAAGACUAGCACAUCAACAGAAGGACUUGGCUCUCGUCGAAGGAGAAAAAGAAGUUAAAGAGGAAACUGAAGAAGGAGACGAGCCCCGAAAACGUCCGAAAUACGAUAAACAAGAUUGGAAGGGAGCCGAAGAUCUACAGAACUAUAGCGAUGCACGUAGUCUAGGCUUUAUUCCAGACACCGAUUCCGAAGCAGCAAGAGCCUUGAAAGAAGAAGAAGAAGCGGAAGCAGAAGCGCGAUCCAAGGAAGGCCGAAUGGGACAAUGGGAAGCGGUGCUCAAGAUACAACCGAGCAAUAGGGCCGGAUCGAGUGCAUCAACCCAAGCGCCGAUCAGCCGAGAAAAGAUCGUCUCUCAAUUAACCCAUGACCGGGAUCCGGACAACAAACCGAUCCGGAAACUGUUCAGUGAACGGAACUUGGAAGCAGAACCUGAUACAGAAAUCCUGGAAGGCAUGCAAAUCAAGGUCAAAGUAGACCGACGUGCGAAAGCUCAAGAGGAUCGAUCGUUAUCAGGCUCGAGAAUCCAUGGAUCAUUGCAGCCCAUUCGUCUCGAUGGCCUUCAAUCUAACCAGACCGAGCCUAUCAAAUCGGAAGAAUCUUCCCCUUCAGCUCCUGAUCCUUCCUUCAAGAACGACCUCGCUCAGGAAGUGGAGGAUGUGAAACCAGACGUCGAUGAUCUUAAGCUACCAACACCUCAACCUCCCGUAUUUUUCAAAAAACGGAAGGCUACUCAAGCUCAACCACGACAGAAGACAUGAACAUGUAAUAUAUACAAUCACCCACUUUUUAUCUCACAAUAACCCUGUUUUCUUCCCUUACCAGGUGUUUAAUCAUGCAUGUUUUUGAACAAGAUUGCGCGGCGUCAGUCAAAUGAUACCUGACAACACAGACAUUUCCAUCAUUUUACUUGAUUUCAUAUCAACAUUCACAGAUGUGUAAAAAUAAAUGCCAAGUGUGCACAUUGUUUUGCUAUGUACAGUCUGUUUGGGAACUCGGUUGAUCAGCUUGACUUGCCUAUAUCUAGCUGCAACCGUCAUCCAAGAUCACAUUGAUUAGAUGACAAACUUUUUACUUUCUGUGUGUUACAGGGAAAAGAUUUCAAGUACACCGUUCUGUUUUCAACAUGAGAUUCUGGCAUCUGGAAAGCGUAGGGCCAAAGAAUACCUUUGUUUCUGUAUUUUGGCAAAUAUAAGAAUGAUAAAACAAAACAGAAUGAAGUAGCCCUCUUUGGUUAAUUC
This is a messenger RNA of Puccinia graminis f. sp. tritici CRL 75-36-700-3, 1514 nucleotides long. RefSeq lists its product as uncharacterized. Gene Ontology annotation, biological process: mRNA splicing, via spliceosome. Gene Ontology annotation, cellular component: precatalytic spliceosome; nucleus. The transcript has 2 exons. The coding region runs from base 63 to 1034 and encodes 323 amino acids. The record is from RefSeq and is a predicted model, not a curated record. NCBI's taxonomy places the organism in Eukaryota, Fungi, Basidiomycota, Pucciniomycetes, Pucciniales, Pucciniaceae. Gene Ontology annotation, molecular function: zinc ion binding; RNA binding.